AUGUCAGUAUCAAAAAGAACAUUUCGGAUGUUCGUGGAGGAAGAACUAGGUGAAUUCCCACAUUUCGUGGUAGGAGCCAUGCUCGAAUGGUUACUAAUAGCCUCCCUUUUCAUCGACCGGUUUCUUGCAUUUAUGUCAAACAAAUUCGCCAUGAUGUUCGAACUGGACCCACCGUGCGUUUUGUGCACACGAAUCGACCAAUCCCUCGUGGGCACCAACCCUAGCACCUACUACAACAACUCCAUAUGUGAAUCACACAAAAAAGACAUCUCCUCCUUAGCCUACUGUCACGUCCAUCGAAAAUUAUCUGAUAUCCGAAACAUGUGCGAAGCGUGUCUCCUCUCAUUCGCAACAGACAAAGAAGCAGAUUUCGAUGAGAUCAAGAAACCCGUUGAGCAAAAAGACACGGUUGCCCCUAAGGAUCAACAAAAAGACGAUGACAACAACAUGUCAACACCGAAGAAUCUGAAACCGGUGAAAACAAAAGCAACGAAUGGGAAUAAUGGUGGUAGUAGUAAGGAUGGUGAGAUGAUGAGCAAGUGUUGUUGUUGUGGUGAACCUUUUACUACAAGAACUCCUUCAAAAGCUUUUGUUAGGACACCUGCGCAUUUACACGGGACAUCUGUUUUGACCCCUAGAGCGCCAUUGACGCCAAUGGGAUGGCGGAAUGAUGAUGCCAAGAAUAUGGAGUUGCCUCAUGUUAGGUAUGCACCGCCUAAUUUUACAUCGGAUAAUGAAGCAGAUGUUGCUAAAAAUAACAAAGGAUCGAAUACUGAGUCUAAAGGUAAAGAGGAGAUGAAAUCCGCAACAAAUCCACUACUACCUGAUUCUGAUGAACUAAAUGAUGAAUCUUUGAAAACCCCAAAAGGAAACAAGUUCUUCGGGGUCCCACUUGCGGAAGUUAUUGUCAACAGUCCAAGAUUCGCCAACAAACUACUACCCAAAAAACUUCCAUUAGAAAAACUCGAUUUCCUCUCCGAUGAUGAGGGACCCGAAGAUGGGGAUUCCAUUUCCAUUGUUCAUCACCUCAAAAAACAAGUCCGUGCAGACAGAAAAAUACUCACGGAUCUCUAUCAAGAACUUAACGAAGAGCGAAGCGCUUCGGCUGUCGCAGCUAAUAAUUCCAUGGCGAUGAUUACUCGAUUGCAAACCGAGAAAGCUUCAAUUGAAAUGGAGGCGUUGCAGUAUCAAAGAAUGAUGGAAGAACAAGCAGAGUACGAUCAAGAAGCCAUUCAGAUACUUAAGGACAUGCUUAUUCAAAAGGAGAAAGAAAUCACAAUGAUGGAAAAGGAGCUUCAGAUUUAUAAAGAGAAAUUCGGAGAAAUAAACAAGGAAGAUAUCGAGAGAUUUGCACGUGAUCGUGAUGAUUUUGAAAGCGAGAGAUUUCAGCUUUCUGGGAUGUUGAACAACUUGGAAAAUCUUAUACAUUCGAAUACAGAUGAUAAAGGCGUUGGUUAUAACAAAGAUAUAGAAGAAGAAAAGAAAGCUAGCUUGGAAAGAGAGAUGUCUUUGAUUAAAGAAAGAAUGAGUGUGAUGGAAUCAGAUAAUGAAUAUCUGAAGCACACAGGAAUGGCACUUCAAAAGGGUGAUGAAAGAGCUGACCUUCUUACAGAGAUAGCUCAAAAUCUUCGAAAGCUCAGGGCAUGA
This is a messenger RNA of Lactuca saligna, 1647 nucleotides long. NCBI's taxonomy places the organism in Eukaryota, Viridiplantae, Streptophyta, Magnoliopsida, Asterales, Asteraceae. The record is from the annotation of a GenBank genome assembly.